Siniperca chuatsi (mandarin fish) is the source of this 5727-nucleotide messenger RNA. RefSeq names its product SEC24 homolog C, COPII coat complex component (gene sec24c). Gene Ontology annotation, molecular function: SNARE binding; zinc ion binding. Gene Ontology annotation, cellular component: COPII vesicle coat; endoplasmic reticulum exit site. The transcript has 25 exons. Bases 227 to 3988 code for a protein of 1253 amino acids. Gene Ontology annotation, biological process: intracellular protein transport; COPII-coated vesicle cargo loading; endoplasmic reticulum to Golgi vesicle-mediated transport. NCBI's taxonomy places the organism in Eukaryota, Metazoa, Chordata, Actinopteri, Centrarchiformes, Sinipercidae. The record is from RefSeq and is a predicted model, not a curated record.
GGUGAAUGUGGGGGAAGUCGCUCUGCGGUGUCCGGAUGUGGACGUGGCACAACGCUGCAGCAGUUCCGCUGAAUGUCUGCUUCUGAUUCCAAGGAGGGAUUAGUGAGAAACACUCCGGGACGACAUCGGCUUCAUAGUUUGUCGGCCACCGGGUUUCACAGUUUGUCCCGAUCAGAGGGUAGCCUUACUAUUUACAACACUUCGGAGAUUUAGUGAUGAACUGAGGAUGAAUGUAAACCAGCACACUCCAAUGGCCUCUCCAUAUGGCCAGCCCCAGCCUGGCUACGGCCAGCCUGGCUACGCACCCCUGGAUGGGGGAUACCCUGCACCCUACACACCCUACAACGGCCCUGCUUCAGCCUACCAGCCUGGGGCUCCACCACAAGGUUAUUCUCCUUUCACAAGCUUUCCCACUAAGGCUGUGGCUGCAAACCCAGUCUCUGACCUCUCCUCUCCUCUUGACUUAGGUCCUGCCCGGGGUCCUCCCUCCUCAGGACCCCCUCCAGUCUCAGCGCCUCAACCAUAUAAUCAGUACAGUCACAGUCUAGGGGACAUACAGAAUGGACCCCCACCUAUGACACAGGCACCACCCAGGCCUGCUGCGUCUCAGCCGUACAACCAGGGAGCUGUGAACCUGUCAGGGCCACACCCCUCCUAUCCCCAACACUACGCGGCCCCACCCGCAAUGCAGCAGGUCACUAACCAGAUGACUGGGAUGCAGAUCAGCUCUGGACUGCCAACCCCCGCAGGGCCAGGAUAUGCUCCACCUCACAGCUCGCAGCCUCCUGCCAUUACCGCCUACUCAGCUGCACCUCCGCCCUCUUACACCCAAGCCCCUCCCCCUCCGUCCUCUGCUCCGACCCAACCACCACCUCUCAGUGGCCCUGUAGCUUCUCAGCAAUACUAUGGAGGCCCACCACCACCUUCUCAACAGCCAUUCAACUCUUCUCUUCCCCCUACCUCUCAACAGCAGUUCACCUCUUCUGCACUGCCGCCUCCUUCCUCUCAGCAAACCUUUCCUCCAUCGUCCUACUCAGGUCCUGUGCCUCCACCCAGCCAAGCUCCUGCUCCCCCAGUGUCUCAGCCACAACAGCCCUUCCCUCCAACUCAGCCUCCCUUCUCCUCAGCACCUCGACCUGUCAGCCAGCCUACCUUCGUCUCCGGCCCGCCGCCCCCUGCCCAGGGCUCCUUCCCACCGAGAGCACCCCCUCCUUCCUCUCAACCGGGGUCUUUUCCUCCUGGUCCUCCUCCAACCUCAAUUUCCUCUGGCCAGUACCCAGGCCCCAUGCCACCCCAACAGCAGCCCCCUCCAUCCCAGCCAUCCCCUUACCACUCAGGUCCCCCUCCUCCCAGUGUUCAGAUGCCUCCCACUUCCAUGGCCCAGAGCAACCACCUGCCUCCAGGACCACAAGGCCCACCAGGCCCUCCUGGGCCCCUGCAGCAGCCUCCAACUCAGCCUGGCAUGCAGGGAGCAUACCCUCCUCAGCAGAAUGGUGCAUUUGGGCAGGUAAGAGGCCCUCAGCCUGGCUAUGCAGGCCCUUAUCCCGGGCAACCAAACUACGGAGCCCCUGCACCGGCCCCUGCUCCCCCUGCACAGAAAAGACUUGACCCAGAUGCCAUUCCUAGCCCGCAAGCGUCUGACAUGCCGGCUGUGCAGAAAUCAAGACAUAGAAUAGAUCCAGACGCUAUCCCCAGCCCAAUCCAGGUAAUAGAGGAUGACAAGGCUAAGAGCACUGAGCCAUUCACCACAGGGGUCAGAGGUCAGGCCCCACCGCUGGUCACCACCGAUUUCCAGGUCAAAGACCAAGGGAAUGCCAGUCCCAGGUUUGUCCGCUGUACGGCCUACAAUAUGCCUUGCACAGCCGAUAUGGCCAAGCAGUCUCAGGUGCCACUGGCCGCCGUCAUCAAGCCCCUCGCCACACUGCCGCCAGAUGAGACCCCUCCGUACCUGGUGGACCAUGGCGAGGGUGGUCCAAUCCGCUGCAACCGUUGCAAGGCCUACAUGUGUCCAUACAUGCAGUUCAUAGAGGGAGGUCGCCGCUUCCAGUGUGGCUUUUGCAGCUGCGUCACAGAGGUGCCUCCAAAUUACUUCCAGCAUCUGGACCACACUGGUAAGAGGGUGGACUGCUAUGACAGGCCAGAGCUUUCGCUGGGCAGCUACGAGUUCAUGGCCACUGUCGACUACUGUAAGAACAACAAGCUUCCUCAGCCUCCAGCCUUCAUCUUCCUUAUCGAUGUGUCCUACAACGCUGUGAAGAGCGGCAUGGUCAACAUUGUCUGCCAGGAACUCAAGACUCUAGUAGACUAUCUGCCCAGGGAGAACCCAGAAAUUGACUCUGUGGUGCGGGUGGGUUUUGUCACCUACAACAAGGUCUUGCACUUCUACAACGUAAAGUCGAGCCUGGCCCAGCCCCAGAUGUUGGUGGUGUCAGAUGUAUCAGACAUGUUUGUGCCCCUGCUCGAUGGUUUCCUGGUCAACGUAAACGAGAGCCGGCUAGUUAUUGAGAGUUUGCUGGACCAGAUCCCAGAGAUGUUUGCAGACACCAGGGAGACAGAGACUGUUUUUGGACCCGUCAUACAGGCGGGACUGGAGGCACUCAAGGCUGCAGACUGUGCAGGGAAGCUGUUUGUGUUUCACACUUCUCUGCCUAUCGCAGAGGCUCCUGGAAAACUAAAAAACAGAGAAGACAAGAAGCUGAUUGGGACAGAUAAGGAGAAGUCCCUGUUUCAGCCCCAGGUGGGUUUCUACAACACUCUGGCUAAGGAGUGUGUAGCCCAGGGCUGUUGUGUGGAUCUCUUCCUCUUCCCCAACCAGUAUGUGGACGUUGCCACGUUAGGGGUGGUUCCUGUCUCUACUGGAGGUUCUAUAUACAAAUACACCUACUUCCAGGCUCAGUCGGACAGGGAGCGGUUCCUGAACGACCUCAGACGAGACAUUCAGAAACUAGUAGGGUUUGAUGCCGUCAUGAGGGUGCGAACCAGCACAGGUAUCCGAGCGACAGACUUCUUCGGCUCCUUCUUCAUGAGCAACACCACAGAUGUGGAGCUAGCAGGCCUGGACUGUGACAAAGCCAUCAUGGUCGAGUUCAAACACGAUGACAAGCUCAGCGAGGAGACGGGGGCACUCAUGCAGUGCGCCGUGCUGUACACCAGCUGCAGUGGCCAAAGGCGUCUCCGCGUCCACAACAUGGCAGUCAACUGCUGCUCUCAGCUGGCUGACCUCUACCGCAACUGUGAGACCGACACAAUCAUCAACUUCUUCUCCAAAUAUGCUUUCCGUGGCAUCCUCAACAACCCCACUAAGGCAGUGAGAGACACUCUGAUCAACCAGUGUGCUCAGAUUCUGGCCUGCUACCGAAAGAACUGUGCAAGCCCUUCAUCGGCUGGUCAGCUGAUCCUGCCAGAGUGCAUGAAGCUGCUCCCGGUCUAUCUGAACUGCGUGCUGAAGAGUGACGUGCUGCUGCCGGGAGCUGACGUCUCGUUGGACGACCGUGCUUACCUGAGGCAGCUGAUCAGCUGCAUGGACGUCGCAGAGAGCCACGUCUUCUUCUACCCCCGCCUGCUGCCACUGACGAAGUUGGAAAGCGGGUCGUUGCCAUUGGCGGUGAGGGACUCGGAGGAGAGGCUGUCUAAAGGCGGAGUUUACCUCCUGGAGACGGGAAUUCACCUCUUCCUGUGGGUGGGAGCCAGCGUUCAGCAGGAGCUGCUGCUCAACAUCUUUGGCACGUCGAGCUUCAGCCAGAUAGACCCGAGCAUGACAAAUCUGCCAGUGCUGGACAACCCCUUCUCUCAGAGACUCAGAGAGAUCAUCGACUCUUUCAGAGCACAGCGAUCACGAUACAUGAAGCUGAUGGUGGUGAAACAGGAAGACAGAACCGAGCUGGUAUUCAGGCAUUUCUUGGUCGAGGACAAGAGCGCCAGCGGGGGAGCGUCAUAUGUGGACUUCUUGUGUCACAUGCACAAGGAGAUCCGCCAGCUUCUCAGCUAGGCCUACAAAUUCCCACCUUCAUCUGUAUGGCCCCUUCCACCCCCAGGUUAAAAUAAAGCUCUCCUUGUUGUCAGUUGAGCAUCAGAGACCAGCUGGCAGAUCUCGUUGUGCGUGUGCGCGUGCGCGUGUGUGUGUGUGUCUGUGUGUGUUAGAGUGAGAGAGAGAGAAUCUGAUGUUAAUAGAGCUUUACUCUGCCUCAAAUCUACUGCUCCAACACAGCAGGAGCGAAAUAACUGACAAGGGAGGGUAAUGUAUAUACACAAGUGAACAAUUAUGUAUGCAACAAACUGAGUGAGUGACGGAGAGGGCUGAUGUUGACUGUAGUUGGUGUACUGUCUGUAUUACUAGCACUGAAAGGCUGUUUUGGGUGCAUAAACGACCCUCAGAUAGCAAACACUUUUUAUAUGAUUGAAUCCUAAUAGAGUGAAGGACAUCUACAUACCAAGACAUAAAUGGAAUUAAAUAAAUGCUGUUCUUUCUGUCUCUUCUCUCCUUUAAUCAUGGCCUUAGUACCCCCUCCCCAUGCUGCUCCAAUCAUCCAUAAUGUGUGUGUUUCCAGAUGUGAGAGGAUUAGUUGCCCACUGCCCAAUUAUUAUUUACUGGCGUGAGCAUCCGAAUAUAAGCCUAGUUCAACAGCUCAAACUGGAGUCUGAUGACCUUUUACCUACAGAAAGCAUUUAAAAAGUUUCUUGAAAUGUAAAAUCUGGUUUUAGUGUCCACAAGUAAACUGAAAAUAAAGGUGCACAUGGCUGCUGUGACUGAUAACCAGUUAUUACAGUAAUUGGUAUAAUCCAGAUUUGUUUAAAUCGGCUUCAGUUGACUUUUCCUUAUUUACUGCGAACAUAUGGCUCAGAUGUUUGGUCACUGGUGAACCAGAUCAGCAUUUCAAAUUGCUGUCAUGAUUCUGUUACAAGAGGAAGCUUUCUUAAGUUCAAAGUCUAUGCAGUAAAGAGAAAGGCCAGACACAAUAAAAUAAAGAAUAAUAGAAAAAAUACAUCAGAAGGUGUGAACUUUUGAUCGCCACAUCACAGCGAUAGGAAAUGAUUAGUUUCUGUGGAUGACUGUCUGUUGAUGACGUGUAGUGCCGCAGACUUUAUAUUAAUCAAACUUUUUGAUGUCCAAAAUUGUACAAAAAAGCAAUUUCCAGCAGACAGAAAUGAGCACAGAAUGACGGCAGAUAAAUGGGCAUCAGUUAAUAUUUGCUAAUUUUGAGUUGUCUCCGCACUGGCAAUGUUCAGUGUGUAAAUAAAAUAUAUAAUCUGUACAGAAUUAAUAGAAAAUAACAAUUUUAAAGACCUGCUUGAACAUCUGUGGUUUGUUGAUGGUUGGUUUCUCUGUCACCAAAAGCCUAAAUAUAAAAUCAUGGCUUUUACUGAAGAGAGGACGACGCCUUGACUGGCUUUUUGAUGUGUGUGUGUGUGAAUGUGUGUGUGAAUGUGGUGUCGGUCCUGGUGAAUUUCUCCUGAGGAACAGAGGGAUCAGCCAACACACACACACACUACCCAUGAGAUUAAAUUCAGACUUCUUCAUUUAUCACUUUCUGUUCCUUUUUUAACAAUGUGACUUUUGUGUGUGUAUGGUGUGUUUGUGUAGCCCUCUGUUCUGUCUUUAUGUUCACUGGCGUUGAUUGGCCCACCGUCUUGACUGUAAUCUUAAUUUCUGUUCCUUUUUUUUCUUUGAUUUGUUUUUUUUUUUCAUUGCCUCUUGGGACUGCUAAUAAAAUGAUUGUUUAAAAUUAA